Molecule: messenger RNA, 685 nt
Organism: Cucurbita pepo subsp. pepo (vegetable marrow)
Lineage: Eukaryota; Viridiplantae; Streptophyta; Magnoliopsida; Cucurbitales; Cucurbitaceae
Source: RefSeq, a predicted model, not a curated record
GGGAAGCGAUGGGGGCGGAGGGGGAAGAUGGUGAAGAAGAGGGAGGAGAUUGAGAAGCAAAGAAUGACACACAUAGCUGUUGAACGCAAUAGGAGAAAGCAAAUGAAUGAGUAUCUGUGUGUGCUGAGAUCCAUGAUGCCUUCUUCUUACACCCAAAGGGGAGAUCAGGCGUCAAUCGUGGGAGGGACCAUCAAGUUGGUGAGGGAGUUAGAACAGCUUGUGCAGUGGUUAGAGGGAAAGAAGCAAAGGCAUGAACAUAUUUGUUAUGCCGGCCAGGAUUAUUCAGGGGAAUCGAAGGUGGAGGUGAGGGUGAUAGAGAGCUACGCCAAUAUAAAAAUAAGGGCGGAGAAUCGGCCGAAACAGCUUCUAAAAGUGGCGCUGGAAUUGCAUUCUCUUCAACUUUUGAUUCUUCACGUCAACGUCACUACCAUCCACCAAAUGGUUUUUUAUUGUUUUAGCGUUAAGAUUGAAGAUGGAUGUGAACUAAGCACUGUGGGUGAGAUUACUGCAGAUGUGAAUCAAAUGUUCCAACGGAUCCUUAUGGAAAAGGGUGACUAGUUUCAAUGCCAAUAUAUAAUUUUUAAUGUUAUAGCAUUUUCUUUUUUAAGUUUUAAUCUCAUUAAUGUCCCUUUUGCAACGUUCUAAUGAUGAUUUCCAAUAUUAAAACACUACCUCUUUUCGAUUA